Periconia digitata is the source of this 739-nucleotide messenger RNA. NCBI's taxonomy places the organism in Eukaryota, Fungi, Ascomycota, Dothideomycetes, Pleosporales, Periconiaceae. The record is from the annotation of a GenBank genome assembly.
UAUUUGCUUUUCCGCACGGCCAAUAGUCGACUUCUCUGUGCGAGCGAUGUAGGCGUGGUUCGAGGCAUCCAGUUCAAUCGGCGUUGCCGACAAGAUGUGCACAGCCUUCGAAUCUAGUUCCGAGCCUUUUCGUCGUACUUCCUUACCCAACCCUAUUUCAUGAGCAUCUUUGUCUGCCUGCAAUUCUUGCGUCGGUGAUAUUGGCGAUGUCGGCGAGGACCAAUGACCGCCAUAGAACGUCAUGUCGGUCUUUUCUCCUCCCCCUCCAGGCAUUUCAUGUACUUGCGUCGUACCGUGUGGUGAACCACUCUCCUUCUUCUUCUUCGAACGUUUGAUAAGAACAAAGGUAUCGAAGGGCCCGUUUCUGCUGCAGCGGGCUCAUUUGUGGAUGACGGGACGGUGGACGCCGAGCCAGGUGACGGGGUUGGAGUCGAGAUGCCUAUCCUCUGUGCAAGCGAUGAAGCAUAUGCCGAAGGGAAGGACUGCAGGUCUUGGAUCUGCCAACCCACUAUGACUGGAUCCGCAAUGGCAAGACCUGUGGUCAUGAUACCCAUAUUCUUAACAGUGGAGCCCUCGUUGUUAAAUUCGUAUGCCGAUACACUGCGUCCGUUUUCUUUUUCGACACCCCCAAUAACCUCUUGAACUGGUAAUGGAGCAGUAACACUACUGUAGCAUAAUCCUUUGGUAGCUGGACCGAAUCCAAGACCGCUGAUGGGACAAUUGUUAGCUUUUCUCCGAC